CGCGGCCCCGUCGCCCCCCCCGCCCCCGCGGCGCCCUCUCUCCUCCCUCUUUGUGCGUCUCGCGCCGCCGCCGCCCGCCGCGUGAGAGGACGGGUUCCCCGCGCUCCGCGGCCGCGUAGUCGGGUCCCCUCCCCCCCCUGGAAGGUUCGCGAAGGAGAAGCCGCCACAGCGGAAGAGGAGCUGCUGGUGCCGGUCCCCGGGGGCGCCAUGGCGACCGGAGCGAACGCCACGCCGCUGGACUUUCCAAGCAAGAAGCGGAAGCGGAGCCGCUGGAAUCAAGACACAAUGGAACAGAAGACAGUGAUUCCAGGCAUGCCCACAGUUAUCCCCCCUGGACUUACUCGGGAGCAAGAAAGAGCUUAUAUAGUGCAACUGCAGAUAGAAGACCUGACUCGUAAACUGCGCACAGGAGACCUGGGCAUCCCCCCUAACCCUGAGGACAGGUCCCCUUCCCCUGAACCCAUCUACAACAGCGAGGGGAAGAGGCUUAAUACUCGAGAGUUCCGCACUCGCAAAAAACUCGAAGAAGAACGGCACAACCUUAUUACAGAGAUGGUUGCCCUCAAUCCUGAUUUUAAGCCACCUGCAGAUUACAAACCUCCAGCAACACGUGUGAGCGAUAAAGUAAUGAUCCCCCAAGAUGAAUAUCCAGAAAUCAACUUUGUGGGGCUGCUCAUUGGACCUAGAGGGAACACCCUGAAGAACAUUGAGAAAGAGUGCAAUGCUAAGAUCAUGAUCCGGGGAAAAGGGUCUGUGAAAGAAGGGAAAGUUGGACGCAAAGAUGGCCAGAUGUUGCCAGGAGAAGAUGAGCCCCUUCAUGCCCUAGUUACUGCCAAUACAAUGGAGAAUGUCAAAAAAGCAGUAGAACAGAUCAGAAACAUCCUGAAACAGGGUAUUGAGACUCCAGAGGACCAAAAUGACCUGCGGAAGAUGCAGCUUCGGGAGUUGGCUCGCUUGAAUGGCACACUUCGGGAGGAUGAUAACAGGAUCUUAAGACCCUGGCAGAGCUCAGAGACCCGCAGCAUCACUAAUACUACAGUGUGUACCAAAUGUGGAGGAGCUGGUCACAUUGCUUCAGAUUGCAAGUUCCAGAGGCCUGGUGACCCACAGUCAGCUCAGGAUAAAGCAAGGAUGGAUAAAGAAUAUUUGUCCCUCAUGGCUGAGCUAGGGGAAGCCCCUGUUCCUGCAUCUGUGGGCUCUACCUCUGGGCCUGCCACCACACCCUUGGCAAGUGCACCUCGGCCUGCUGCUCCUGCCAAUAACCCACCUCCUCCGUCUCUCAUGUCCACCACCCAGAGCCGCCCACCCUGGAUGAAUUCUGGACCUUCAGAGAGUCGGCCCUACCAUGGCAUGCAUGGAGGUGGUCCUGGUGGGCCUGGAGGUGGCCCCCACAGCUUCCCACAUCCAUUGCCCAGCCUGACAGGUGGGCAUGGUGGACAUCCCAUGCAGCACAAUCCAAAUGGACCCCCACCUCCUUGGAUGCAGCCACCACCACCUCCGAUGAACCAGGGCCCCCACCCACCUGGGCACCAUGGCCCUCCUCCAAUGGAUCAGUACCUGGGAAGUACGCCUGUGGGCUCUGGGGUCUAUCGCCUGCAUCAAGGAAAAGGUAUGAUGCCCCCGCCGCCUAUGGGCAUGAUGCCGCCGCCGCCGCCGCCUCCCAGUGGGCAGCCCCCGCCCCCUCCCUCUGGUCCUCUUCCCCCAUGGCAGCAGCAGCAGCAGCAGCCUCCGCCACCCCCUCCGCCCAGCAGCAGUAUGGCUUCCAGUACCCCCUUGCCAUGGCAGCAAAAUACGACGACUACCACCACGAGCGCUGGCACAGGGUCCAUCCCGCCAUGGCAACAGCAGCAGGCGGCUGCCGCAGCUUCUCCAGGAGCCCCUCAGAUGCAAGGCAACCCCACUAUGGUGCCCCUGCCCCCCGGGGUCCAGCCGCCUCUGCCGCCCGGGGCCCCUCCCCCUCCGCCGCCUCCACCACCUGGUUCCGCCGGCAUGAUGUAUGCCCCGCCCCCCCCUCCUCCGCCUCCCAUGGACCCUUCUAAUUUUGUCACCAUGAUGGGCAUGGGGGUGGCGGGCAUGCCACCCUUUGGGAUGCCUCCAGCUCCCCCACCGCCUCCACCACAGAACUAGACUUGGUUUUUUAAGAAAAUAUAUAUUAUAUAGAGAGAGAACUGGUCUCGUUUAAACACGCCGAACCUCACCAUAUGGAGCCAGACAUUGGGACGCACGCAUGUGAUUGUGUGCACGCAUGUGUGUGUGUGCACUCACUGGGCUGGGCCAAGCGACUGAGGACUCGCUUGGGAAUGCGCAGGCAGUAGUAGGGGCGCCAGCUUGGGCUCUUCUGGCGCCCCGUAGCAUCGAGUGUCUUCUUUGUCUUUCUCUCCUCACCCAACUCCCUUUGCCUCUCCCCAAACCGGGCCACCAGGAUCCCUCCCCGCAGCGGCGAUGGCCCGAGCCAUGAGAGUGAGGACUUUCCGCGCCCAUUGGUGACCCUUCCAGGCAGACAGCCUCAGCAGCGCCCCUGGUGGACAGGAUGGUUCGGCAAAGCAGCCUGAGUUAUUUUUGUGGACGGAAUCGGAACACGCUGGCUCCAUAUCGUGAUAUUUUUAUUAAUUUUUCUUUUUCCUAUUUUUUCUUUGUUACUUUUCUUAUCGCUUCCUUUCUUCAGACUCCGUCCAAGGAGAUGCUCUCCCCGGUCUUCUGCUGCAAUUAGAUCCUUUCCCUUGUCUCCGUUCCUCCAUCCCUUGCAAAGGAAAGGGGAGCAAAUGGUUCUAGGCACAGGCUUUGACCAUUACUGUCAGGCUGGGGGAGGGGGUGUCCUUUGGUUAAGGUUUUCAAGGUGCCAUAGCCACCCCCAGAGAUGUUUUGUCUUUUUUUAAGUGUGCAAUUUGUUGCCACAGUUGUCAAGUCUUGUGAAAUGUGAAGUUGCUGAGGGUGGGUUAAUCUCCAGGCCCAGGAUCCACAUCACUCUGCACUCGUGCCAGCAGUAGGUGGCUCAGCACAAGCUUCUGGCUGGCCAGUGGGCCUGCCCUGCCGGCCUGCAUGGAGUCCUUUCUCUGCUCCUGACCACCUAAGCUGCCUCAGAGGCCAUUUGUUCCUCUCCUUCCUGGAAAGCUUUUUCUGUUUUAUUUUUAUCCCAAAUGUCUGAAUGUUUUGCAGUGUCUAGGGGUUUGAGCCCCUUGUUCUUUGUUCUGCUUCUUUUGCCCCCUUCCCUCUUCAUGGAGAGAUUAUGUUGACAAUGUGUAGCGCACGUUCUCUUCACUGGUUUAUCUACAGAAAUUUCUCUGGGCUUUUUUUCGGUGUUUGAUUCAAUCAACACUGCGCUAACGGGGGGAUGUUCCAUUGAAUAAAAGAGCAGUGUGGUUUUC
Dipodomys ordii (Ord's kangaroo rat) is the source of this 3365-nucleotide messenger RNA. RefSeq names its product splicing factor 1 (gene Sf1). The record is from RefSeq and is a predicted model, not a curated record. Gene Ontology annotation, biological process: regulation of mRNA splicing, via spliceosome. NCBI's taxonomy places the organism in Eukaryota, Metazoa, Chordata, Mammalia, Rodentia, Heteromyidae. The transcript has 13 exons. Gene Ontology annotation, molecular function: zinc ion binding; mRNA binding. The coding region runs from base 208 to 2127 and encodes 639 amino acids. Gene Ontology annotation, cellular component: nucleus.